Molecule: messenger RNA, 5268 nt
Organism: Benincasa hispida (wax gourd)
Lineage: Eukaryota; Viridiplantae; Streptophyta; Magnoliopsida; Cucurbitales; Cucurbitaceae
Source: RefSeq, a predicted model, not a curated record
CAAAAUCGCAAACAAAAAGCAUUGGCGGAAGCACAGUCUUCUCUUUUCUCUCUCUCAACUUCACAUCUCUGCCUCCUCUUCCUCUCUCUCUCUCUCUCUACUGUAUCUCUUAAGACCCCAACCAAAGAGAGUGUAGAGAGAGAUUACAGAGAGAGAGAGCGACAUACAUUCUUCCACACCAUCUUCUCAUUGUCUUUAGGGUUUCCUUAAAACCUAAUUACAAAUUCUUCCAAACUCCCCAUCUUUACAAAUUUUUCGUUUUCUCACUAGAUACGAUUCACCCCCACCAAGAAAAACCAAGCGAUUUUAGCUAAUUAACCACCAACUGUAAUGAAAUGCUGCUAAUCGGACGAUCCGAUUGCGUUUUCUGAGAUCUUGGAUGUGGACUUCGCGGAUGCUUUUUCUAAAGGGGGUUUUUCGUUUAUUCCCAGUGGUGCUUCUUGCUACAUUUCUUCAAAAUUCGACAGUCCCACCAAACAUUGUCAGGAGAUAGAGUGCUUUUUUCCAGGGAGUAAGUCUGGUUUCAUGAAGUGCUUUGGGAAAAGAUAAAUUGAAACUUGAAGUUUCUGUGAAGUGAAAGGGAAAUGAAACCCGAGACGCCUCUGGAUUUUGCUGUGUUUCAACUGUCACCUAGGCGUUCACGUUGCGAAUUGUUUGUUUCUAGCCAUGGCAAGACUGAGAAACUAGCAUCAGGUUCAGUGAAGCCAUUUGUAACUCAAUUAAAGGUUGCAGAAGAGCAGUUUGCUCAUGCAGUCCAGGCAAUUAAGCUUGAAGUUGAGAGGGGUGGAAAUGACAAUGCUUGGUUCACAAAAGGAACCCUUGAAAGGUUUGUGCGUUUUGUUAGCACGCCUGAGAUAUUGGAGCUGGUAAAUACAUUUGAUGCAGAGAUGUCUCAAUUGGAAGCAGCUAGAAGAAUAUAUUCUCUGGGAGAAGGUGAUCGGCAUUCUGGUACAUCGGGUGGGGAUGGAACAGGUGCAGGCUCAACAGAUGAAACCAAGAAAGAGCUUUUGAAAGCUAUCGAUGUACGCCUUCUUGCUGUUAGGCAGGACUUGGUCACAGCUUCUACUCGUGCAUUAGCCGCUGGUUUUAAUCCUAGUACAGUGUCUGACCUUCAACAUUUUGCUGAUCAGUUUGGUGCCCAUCGCCUAACCGAAGCGUGCUCUAGUUUCAUCUCUCUUUCCCGGAGGAGGCCGGAACUUAUUAACACAUGGACCCCAGGCGUCGACGACAGAGCGGUCAGAUCUUCAUGUGGUUCCGACAUGUCGAUCGAUGACCCCGCUGAAGACUCGGUUGGAACCCACAUCAAGCCGCAGUACCAAACAGAGAAUAAGCACGAUUCUCAAUCUGGUACAACUUCACGAACUGAAGAACAAUAUUCCCAUGUGGACGAAUCAAGACCCACCACGUGUCAACCGGCCAAAUCUUCUGCCACCUUCCCGAGCCGACGUAACGUGAAAGAUGGCACGAGGGUGGAGACGUUGCCCGAAAAUUUGGAGAAAGAGAAGAACGGAGAUGAGUCUCCGACAGAAUCGAAAUCAACUCCUGUGGGUCCCCCGGCCAGGCGGCUCAGCGUCCAAGAUCGGAUCAACCUUUUUGAGAACAAACAGAAGGAAAAUACCGGUGGCAGUGGAGGAGGCAAGCCCGUUUCUGGAAAACCUCUGGAACUGAGAAGGCUCUCAUCGGACGUGUCUUCAGCGCCGGCGGCGGUGGAAAAGGCAGUUUUGAGGAGAUGGAGUGGUGUCAGUGAUAUGAGCAUUGAUUUCAGUAAUGAAAAGAAGGAUAUAGAGAGCCCAUUAUGCACACCUUCCUCAUCUUCAAUUUCUGAUACCAAGGCUAAUAUAUUUUCUGGUGCAACCGAGAUUCAAAGUGAGAAGAGCUUGCCUGAUUUGGAGAGUGAGACUAGGCUUGAAAGAAGGGGCAAUCUUGUUAGACAUGGUGAUGAUGAGUCCAAACAACAAACUGAGGAACAGAAUCCAAUUGAGGGUUAUACAGGUAAAGAGGCUUGGUCGUCAUCUUCUCAAGCCCAAAUCAGGUCAAUCUCUGGUGGAGCUGAUCUUGUUGGAUUGAAUGAUCGAGGGGUUUCUAAGGGAAGUGUAAAGAAUUUAUCAAGCAGUGAUGAUAAAGGUAAAGGCUUUAAAGGUGUAGUAUUAGGCUCUGAGCCACAAGGGAAAAGUUCUGCCGAUCGAGCUGAAAUUGAUGGAGCCAAGAAUAAAGUUGCAUCCCAGGUUGAUGCUUUUGCUAAGAAGGUAGGGGAUGAUGCAGCUGAUGGUAGGUUAGGUAAUAAGAUGGACGAUUCUGGAUCAAGAGACCAUUUAGCAUAUCCAUUACGUCCUAGGGGUUCUCGAAGUCAUUCUCGCUCUCUUUCUAACCAAUUUGAAAGCGGUGGAAUAAAACUGGAAUCCUCAUCAACUCAGUCCAUGGAAGUUGAUGGCGGCCAAUUACCUCAGCAACGGAGAGCUUUUAAAGCCGAACCUGAGGCAGUGGCUAGCAAGAACCUUGCAUCAUCAGAUGCGUAUAAUCUUAAAGUAGAAGAUUUUGGAGAUCAGAAAAUGAAAUUGCAGAAACCCGAGAGAAGUAAGCAAGCAGAGAAGUCACAAGUUGGCAGAGAAGAAAGCAGUUCUCUUCAUGAGAGAAGUAAAUUGGAUAUGAUUGGGAAAAGUGGUACUGAUGGCCAAGAAAGCACUCCUACAAUCUCAAGCAUACCAGGAGAGCGAGUUCAAAGAGUGAGGCAGACUAAGGGAAAUCAGGAGCUCAAUGAUGAACUAAAAAUGAAGGCAAAUGAACUUGAAAGGCUAUUUGCAGAGCACAAGCUCCGUGUUCCAGGGGAGAACUCCAGCGCUGCAAGGAGAAACAAUACUGCCGACAUGCAGCUUGAACAGGCAAUUAGUUUGCAGCACCGAACAUCUUCAGCUUUAGACACUGCUCCUUCACAAGUGGUGGAAAGAUCUGCGGUAAUAGAAUCAACGGGGAGUUCCAAUAAAAUGGAAAAUGUUUAUACAACGCCUGUGAAAUUGAUAAAUAACCAUGACUUUAGUGAUGAUUCUAGAGGAAAAUUUUAUAACAAGUAUAUGCAGAAAAGAGAUGCUAAGCUGAGAGAAGAAUGGAGUUCCAAAAGAGCAGAGAAGGAGGCCAAGAUGAAGGCCAUGCAAGAUAGCCUUGAGAAAAGUAAAGCUGAGAUGAAAGCAAAAUUUUCUGGUUUUGUUGACCGACAAGAUUCAGUAGCUACUGCUCGGAUACGUGCGGAAAAACUUAGAUCAUUCAACUAUCGUUCUCAAACAAGAGACCAGCUGCUGAUCAAUUCAAUUCAAAGUGAGGAUGAUGGGGACUUUCCUGAGGUUUUGGAGCAGAAAUUGAAUGGGAACGACAGAUUACAUAGUGAUUCAUACAUAUCGGAUAGUGCUUCUAGAAGCAAUCAGAACAAAAAGGCUUUGCCAGGUAGAAAUUUAUCAUCAACUCCUCGCCCCACUGGAGCUACAGCUCCACCCCGGUCAGUUGGCAAAGUUUCCCAUUCCAGUUCUGGGAGGCGAAGAGGACAAACAGAAAAUCUUCUUGCACAGUCGGUUCCUAAUUUCUCUGAACUGAGGAAAGAAAAUACAAAACCUUCUGGGGUUGGUAAAUCAACGGCACGCCCUCUGGUGAGAAAUUAUUCUCGCGGUAAAACUAGCAAUGAAGAGCCAGUCAUUAAGGAGGAGAAGCCUCGUCGUACACAGUCUUCAAGAAAGAACUCUGCUAGUGCUAUUGACUUCAAGGAUAUAUUACCUUUGAACACAGAUAAUGUUGUUUUGGCACCAUUGUCAUUGGAUGAAGAGCAGAACGAUGAAAGCAUUUAUGAUAAGUAUUUGAAGAGCCUAGAAUCAAAGCCUUUUCUGAGGAAGGGCAAUGGCAUAGGCCCUGGUGCUGGAACAAGUAUAGCGAAGUUGAAAGCUUCUAUGGAAUCCGAAACUUCAAAAGAUGAUGAGGAAUUUGAUGAAGUGGCAUUUGAGGGUUCAGAAAUUAUGCCCAAACAAGAAGAGGAAGAGGAAGGGCAUGAGAAAAUGGAAAUUAAACUUCCGCAUAUUGAUAAUGGAAAACUAAGAUUAAGCCAGGAAUCAGGCAGAUCAAGUAAUUCUGGGUCUGAAAUUGAAAAUUCUAUGAGAUCUCGCUCUCAAUCUCAGGUGGAUCAUUCUACAAUUUCUGAACUUCCCUCCAUGUUGCCUUCGUUUCAUAAAGCAGGGUUACUUCAGGAUUCGCCAGGCGAGAGCCCCCUGUCAUGGAACUCACGCAUGCAUCAUCCCUUCUCCUACCCACAUGAGGCCUCUGAUAUUGAUGCAUAUAUGGACUCUCCAAUUGGGAGCCCUGCAUCAUGGAAUUCACAUAAUAUACAUAAUAUAACACAAGCAGAAACUGACGUGGCAAGAAUGAGAAAGAAAUGGGGAAGUGCCCAUAAGCCUUCUCUUAUUGCUACCUCGUCCAGUCAAUCGCGCAAGGAUAUGGCCAAAGGGUUUAAAAGGUUGUUAAAGUUUGGAAGGAAAAGUCGUGGGACAGAAAGUAUGGUUGAUUGGAUCUCUGCUACAACAUCUGAAGGAGACGAUGAUACUGAAGAUGGGCGAGAUCCGGCUAGCAGGUCAUUGGAAGACCUAACGAAGUCAAGAAUGGGAUUCUCAGAGGGUCAUGAUGAUGGCUUUAAUGAAAGCGAGUUGUACUGUGAACAGGUUCAAGAAUUACAAAGUUCGAUUCCUGCUCCACCAGCUAAUUUCAAGCUGAGGGAAGAUCAUAUGUCAGGCAGUUCCUUGAAAGCUCCGCAAUCGUUCUUCUCUCUCUCAACCUUUCGUAGCAAGGGAACCGAUGCAACGUCUAGGUAAUAGACACUCGCAGAUUUCUAUAUGUGAUUACUGUCUUGUUAUCCUUGAGUAGGGUAUAACAGUUGGUACAUUGUAAGAUACAAUUGCUUGAAGGAGAUGUCGAAUCAGGCUCGAGCUCUGCAAUUCGAUAAUGUACAUGUUAAUUCGAUUCACAAAACCGACCGCCUACAUCAUUAGGUAGUUACAUCUGUUAGUUGUGUUGAAUUAAUUAAGUAUACUGUAUUGAACAAUGAGUUAAUUGUUGGCAAAAUGUCAUUGUGAUUUUGGUAGUCUAGGAGCAAUUUUUUCUUUUUUCUUUUUUUCUUUGGUUCUGCUCUUCAUUUGCUCUGACGGUUUAGUUUUGUGUGCUGUAUAUCUGAAGGAGCUCAUGUCAAGAACAGAAUUGUUGAGUGUGAUAUAAUUAUGCAUAAUAAAAGCUUUUUGCACA